AUAAAUUCUUUUAGAAUCUUUCUUAAAAUAUUUUGAUUACUAUUUUAUGUGUACAAUGAAAGUGAAAUGGAUGCAUAUUAAAAUGCACCAAAAUAUUGCUCAAUUCAUGAACCGUUCCUUCUGUCAAGAAAGCAAAUUAAAAUAGAUUAGUAAAUGUCUUCCUCAGUCGCCCCACCUUGCAGACAGCCCCACAAGCAGUGCCAAAUUUGUUGAAAAUCAGCUGAACGUGACACUUUCGAUCCUCUUUCCAUACAAUAUACCUAAACUUUUUUAUCCAAAAAGAGAUACUAGGAAGGAAGAGAGGAGCCAUCAGCCAGCUAUUGAACAACUAAGAAAGAUCCUUCUGUUACCUUUUGUCUUAAAAACUUCUAAUAUAUAACGUUGAAUUGUGGACAUCCAAGCUCAUCAAACUCUGUGAUAAGGAUGGGAUUUUCCAGAGGAAUAAUGGAAUUGCCCCUUUUGAGCUUCAUCUUUUUGUGCAUAUUAUUUGCAGUCCCUUCUUGUGCUAGAUAUUACACACCUCCGAGUGUUCCACGUUUGACGGAUCUCGUUCCUCAUGUCUCAAUCGAUCAAUGCUUUGCUAAGAUUUUUGGGGCCUCAAAUAUCCAGCUGAGGAAUAAUGGGUCCUCUGUCGAUCUCACUCUUGACAAAGUUUCUGGUAAAUUUUAUCUUUUGAUCUUGGCAUUUAUUUUUGGUCCAACUCUAUUUUCAUUCAUAACUUUUUCUCUGCUCGUUUUUGGAGGUGCUGGUCUGGUCUCGAGAAACAAGUAUCAUUAUGGAUUCUUCAGUGCUUCAAUUAAGCUUCCAGCGGGUCUCACUUCAGGGGUUGUAGUGGCCUUUUAUUUGUCUAAUGCAGAUGUUUAUCCCCAUUCUCAUGACGAGAUUGACAUAGAGCUGCUAGGACAUGACAAGAGAAAAGAUUGGGUCAUUCAAACAAAUAUCUAUGCCAAUGGAAGCGUUAAGACUGGAAGAGAAGAGAAAUUCUACCUCUGGUUUGAUCCCAGCGUGAAAUACCAUGAUUACACCAUCAUUUGGAACAACUAUCACACAGUGUUUCUGGUGGAUAACAUUCCAGUCAGAGAGCUACGAAAUUCUGAAGCUUUUUAUCCAUCAAAACCCAUGUCAGUUUUCGUCACGAUAUGGGAUGGUUCAGAAUGGGCAACUCAUGGAGGAAAAUACCCAGUUGACUACAAGCAUGCACCAUAUGUAGCUUCUUUUGAAGAAAUGGAGAUUAAUGGAAGUAUAUCAACACCAACGGCCACUGUUCCUUCAGGUUCCAAAACCAAUGUCUCAAGCCCAGAUACCGUGGAGGGUCCAGAAUUUAUCAAGCUAUCACAGCAGCAAAUAGAUGCAAUGGAUUGGGCAAGGAGGAAGCUCAUGUUCUACUCCUAUUGUAAAGAUACAUCUAGAUACAGAGUUCUACCACCGGAGUGCAAAUAGAUGUACUUUUCCUAAUUUUUUACUUAUUGCUAAGAUUCUUUCAUCGUGAAUUCUAAGUUAGGAAGAAAAUGGGUAUCGUAGUCUGGUACAGCAGACGUUAGGGAACCUCCAAAGUAAGACACGGGAUGGAAAGAGAAGGAAGAUGUUUGUCUUUGUGCUUCUCUCUUGUUUUUUGUAUUUUUCUUUUGUUUGAAAAAAAAAUCUUUUUUCCUUUC
Benincasa hispida (wax gourd) is the source of this 1655-nucleotide messenger RNA. Lineage: Eukaryota; Viridiplantae; Streptophyta; Magnoliopsida; Cucurbitales; Cucurbitaceae. The record is from RefSeq and is a predicted model, not a curated record.